AUGGUACUCCUGCAGGCGCGAAAUUCAGAAAAAGCGCAAUCAAUGCUCUUCCGCUUCCGCGAAGCGCAAGCAGCAGACCUCGGAAUCAUCGACGCAGGACGAACGCGACGCCCCAAGAUGAUUACCGAAGUAAUGGCCAUUCCAGCGUGCGAAAAAUGGCGCGGCCAGGUCCUCAAAGAGAUCUCGCGGAAAGUCAGCAAGAUUCAAGACCCCAGCUUGAGCGACUUCAUGAUCAGGGAUCUGAAUGAUGAGAUUAAUAAGGCGAUGAGGGAAAAGCACAUGUGGGAGGUGCAGAUUCGGAAUCUGGGAGGCCCGAAUUAUAUGCGCGGGGGUGGGAAGGUGUAUGAUGAGGAGGGGAGGGAGAUUCCGGGGAGUGGGAAGGGGUAUAGAUAUUUUGGGAGAGCGAGAGAACUUCCGGGUGUGAAGGAGAUGUUCGAGGCGGCGACACCGAAAGCGAGAGAAGAUAAGCCGCUGGAUGCGCGAGCCGAUCUUAGAAAACAAGUAGACGCCUCAUACUACGGCUACAAUCUCGACGAGGAAGACGGAACGUUGUUGGAAUACGAAAUGCAAAAAGAGAAGGAGGCUUUUGAGAAUCUUCUAGCAGGCCAGGAUAGAGAAGCUCCGCCUGGAUGGGAACCAUUGCCAGGGGAUUCUGGAGAUGGGGAGGGUUGGAGAUUACCAACGGCCGAUGAGGUUCAAGAGGAGUUGGUAGAGAGGAGACGUAGGAGAUUACUUGACAAGUUGGGGUAG
Molecule: messenger RNA, 750 nt
Organism: Lachnellula hyalina
Lineage: Eukaryota; Fungi; Ascomycota; Leotiomycetes; Helotiales; Lachnaceae
Gene: ISY1
Product: Pre-mRNA-splicing factor
Exons: 3
Coding region: 1-750 (249 amino acids)
Biological process (GO): mRNA 3'-splice site recognition; generation of catalytic spliceosome for second transesterification step
Cellular component (GO): Prp19 complex; catalytic step 2 spliceosome; post-spliceosomal complex
Source: RefSeq, a predicted model, not a curated record